GCUAUUGAAUUCCCCAGGGCAGCAGCCUUCUGCGUCAUUCGCAAAAUCUGAAACCCCAUCAACAGAAAUCAACCGACCACUAAAAAACUUGCGAUUAUCAGUGAUUUCUUGCAAAGUUUUCUUUAAAGUUUUGAACCCAUGACUCUUCGUUGACCUCCCCUUGUCCAGCUUCCACUCAAAUAGUAACGAAAACCCUUCUCCCUAAGCAAAGCUCUUCUCGGUACUGUCGGUUUUCAACUCCCUUUUCGCUAUAAAAGACAACUGCGUCAGGUCUCCUUCAAUGGCGGGAUCGGACAUCCACGCCCAGAAGAUUAUUAAAGCUCUGUAAGAGAGCAGGGCUGAUUAAGCUUCCCCAUCUUUGGGUCCUGCCGAUUUGUUUCAGAAUGUGACUAUGAUCUUGGGCAAAAACAGAACACCUUUGUAGAAGUUCUGGGAGAAAACACUAAAUUCAGAUUGUUUCUCUUUUGACACCCAAAAACUGUGUCUCGUCUUAGAAGAGGGUCAAAAUGAAUGGUUACAUGUUGGAUUGCGUCAUAAAGGAUAUACUUCGCGUGGUUGAACCGUUGCAGGAUGAUUGGGCAGCGCGAUUUCAAAUGAUUAACGAGUUGCGUGCGCUUGUAGAAUCUAUUGAAAGUCUUCGAGGUGCAACGAUCGAGCCAUUUGGAUCCUUCGUGUCUAAUUUAUUCUCACGCUGGGGAGACUUGGAUGUUUCUAUUCAGUUGCACAAUGGUUCGUGUAUUUCCACUUGUGGCAAGAAGCUUAAACAAAGUAUACUGAAAGAUGUUCAAAAAGCAUUGAGGAAAAAAGGUGGAUGGUAUAAGCUACAGCUAAUUCCUCAUGCUAGAGUACCCAUUCUGAAGAUUGAAAAUAUUCGGCACAAAAUUUCAUGUGAUAUUUCCAUUGAUAAUCUUUUGGGCCAAAUGAAGUCUAAAAUUUUGUUGUGGCUUAACGACAUAGAUGGGCGCUUCCAUGAUAUGGUUUUGCUUGUCAAAGAAUGGGCAAAAGCACAUGACAUCAACAAUCCAAAACAGGGAACUUUCAACUCAUAUUCUCUCAGUUUGCUUGUGAUCUUCCAUUUUCAGACAUGCUCGCCAGCCAUCCUACCUCCUCUUAGAGACAUAUACCCAGGAAAUGUAGCUGACAAGCUCCAUGGUGUGAGGGCUGAGGUUGAGAGCCAAAUUGCACAGACAUGUGCUGCUAACAUAGCCAGGUUCAAAUCAAGGACAGCCAAUAGAAGCUCUUUGUCUGAGCUUUUUCUUUCAUUCCUUGCAAAGUUUUCAGAUAUAAGUUCAAAGGCAUCAGAACUAGGAAUUUGUACAUACACAGGGCAAUGGUUGGAAAUAGAAAGCAAUACGAGAUGGUUGCCAAAAACAUAUGCAAUAUUUGUUGAAGAUCCGUUUGAGCAACCCGAAAACACAGCCAGGGCUAUUUACGCGAGGCAAUUGAUGAGGAUUUCUGAGGCAAUUCGGAUGACCUGUUUCAGGAUCACCUCAGUUCAUCAGAACCAGAGUUCUAUCCUCGCUGAAUUAGCCCGACCUCAAACAUCACAGCUAAUCGUUAAACCAUCUGCUCCGGCUAGCGCCCCGACAUUCAAUCUAGGAAAUUACCCCCCAGUUGGUCCACAGGUUCACCAAGCCAGAGUUAGGCACCCACGCCCAUGGAUUCAACAUCAGUCUCAAAACAGCGUCCCAAGGUUCAAUAUGGGGAACUUCCCCCCUAUCGAUUCCCACGUUCCCCGUGCUGGAACUACACACUCUCAUCCAUUGACUCAACAAAAUUUCUCGAAUACAAGAUGUGUAAGCAAUCCUAACAGCUCGAAAACAGGGGAGCCUUCAAAGACAUACAAUGGUCAAGGACCGCAAAAGUGGAGACCAAGGUCCCAGAGACAGGUAUAAUGAGGUUUACGUUUUUACAUUGGCUUUUGCACACAUACUUGGAUUAGAAAGCUCAAAUGCUCUCGACAUGGCGGUUUUCUGUUACAAUAUCCUUUUCACCGUGAAUUCAUUUUGUGUACUUGUCAUUGGCAUUUGAGGGAGAUCACUCGUGCCAUUAUUUUGGGUCCUGCUAUUGUAAUUCUCAUCUGGAAGACCAUUGCUUGUGAUUAUGUACCGUUCUAUCUUAUAGUCUCUA
Momordica charantia (bitter melon) is the source of this 2130-nucleotide messenger RNA. RefSeq names its product Nucleotidyltransferase family protein (gene HESO1). Gene Ontology annotation, molecular function: RNA uridylyltransferase activity. The record is from RefSeq and is a predicted model, not a curated record. Lineage: Eukaryota; Viridiplantae; Streptophyta; Magnoliopsida; Cucurbitales; Cucurbitaceae.